UGUUUGGAUUCCACUGUUUUUCCACCGAGUUUCUUCUCAAUUUCUUCCAAUUUCUCAUCUUCUUCCUUUGUAAGGAAGGGGUUGCACUAAUCUUUCUUCCUUUGGGUGUUUUCUUUCUCUUUCUUCCACCAGAGAAAACGCAUAAAAAAACCCAAAACCCGAAAGCUCAAAACAAGUCAGCACAAAAAGAAAAAAAACAAUUUAUAUACAGUGUGACUCACCACGAAACUUGCAUGGGACAAUCAAGAGAAACCCACUUGGGGGUUGCCAUGUUUCUACAGGACAAGAUAUGUGAUAUAUGUGGUGAUGUUGGUUUUGAGGAACUAAUUAGAAGCUGUUCUCAAUGCACCAUGGGACGCCAUCUCUAUUGCAUGAGGGUUGUAGUGAGGGAUGACUUGGAAGAUUGGAUAUGUGAAGGAUGCCUUUCGAAGAAUGAUAUAAAUUCUCUGAAUUCUGGCCAGGCAGAAAAUGUUAUGGAUUCCUCUACAAAAGUUUAUUUUGACUUAUGGGGACAGGUUCCACGUAAAAGGCGAAAAGCUGUUGAAACUGGGAAAGUGAAGUUCCUUCCUACUGAGGAAGUCAUUAAGCUAUCAUCCCUCUUACCGUUACCAAAAAGGGCAUUUCCUUCAAAUAGUAACUCAGGGUUAAAACCUGUGCCUGCAAAAUUCACUCUAUCUCCAUCGAAGAGGGUGUUUAUGGGAUCCAAAUACGCUGGCCCUUGUUAUAACCCAAUAAAGGUAAGAAGAAAUCCUACUUUUCUACAGUUAGGAUCUGAUAACGUUCCUAGAGGCCGAGGUGGGCAGAUCAGUGCAUCUAUUAGGCAUCAACAUUCAGUUGAAAGGCCAAACAAGUCAAAAGAAGAUGAAGAAAAGGCUUCUCGGACACCUGCAAAGCAGUAUGGUAGUAAUGAAGAGCCAGUAUCUUCUGUUAUGGCUGCUAAUGAAGUCACGGGUGAUGUUGAUUCUAAAGCAACGAACACAAUGAAAGAGACGUUGUCUAUUGCCAAUGCAGUAGAAAGAGCCCAUCUUGUUCCCAACAAAGAGAAUGUUUGCAAAGGGAAGAUAUCAGAUACCAUCCUACCUAAUAAAGAGCUCACAGUUCUUCAUACUAAGACCGAGGAUGCUAUGAGAUCGAGCCGACCUUCACCAUCAAGGCAUCAUACAACUAUUAUGAGUUCAGGUCAAAACAUUCAUGGUGCUGCUGAACCUGAGAACUCUGAUGUCCCGAAAACAGAAACCUGGAGUCGACUUAAGGUUUCCUUAUAUCGACCACAUGCUCCUUCUCUACAUCCUACCUGGAUGGGAGGUUUCAAAUUCUUCAAUACCACGGGUGAGUUGUAUGGUGAUUUCCUGGCUCUACCACCAUGCAGAGUUCAUCGUAAAGCAUAUGAGUUUUCGAAGAAAAUGCCUGCAGUUCUUCAGGUUAAUCUGCUUCAACAGUGGCACCUUCACUCUCAUAUACUCCAGAAUGGUUGUUUAGAUCUUCUUGACAUUGCUUUAUACUUUUGUCCAGUAGACAUGGAAAGAUCUCAAGGGAAUUACAACAAACUAUUUCAGCUCAUGGGGAAGGAAAAUUCAGUGAUGAUAAGUUACAUUGAUGAUUUGGAGUUGUUGAUAUUUACAUCUGAACAGUUACAUGCAGAUUCGUGGGGUGUGUUUACCGGGUCAAAUAAGGAGUUUUUUGGUGGAGUCUUCCGCCGAGUGAAGGAACAUCAGAAGCUUCCUUCAUUGGUUUCUCAUACACAAGAUGCAGGUGAAGCUGAUGACAUGGUAAGUGGAAAAAUGGUAGGGAUUUCGAACAUGGCUCUUUCGAAAUGAAGACAAGGCGGAUAGAUUUGUGUGUUGUUGAAGUAAAGAACAAGUUAGUGUAAUACAUUUGUAAAGCCUGUACACAUAUUUUCACCCACAUAGUCAGCGAUAGUACUAACACCCAUCAUUUUGGGAUAAAACAAAAACCAUAUCACUAUCAGAACGCUUCCUUUUUUGUACCGCUUAGCAUUAAUCCGUAUUACUUAGUUUAUUAUUCCUUUUA
Gossypium raimondii (Peruvian cotton) is the source of this 2031-nucleotide messenger RNA. RefSeq lists its product as uncharacterized. NCBI's taxonomy places the organism in Eukaryota, Viridiplantae, Streptophyta, Magnoliopsida, Malvales, Malvaceae. The record is from RefSeq and is a predicted model, not a curated record. The transcript has 9 exons. The coding region runs from base 234 to 1817 and encodes 527 amino acids.